Clarias gariepinus (North African catfish) is the source of this 1877-nucleotide messenger RNA. Its product is annotated as ephrin-A2-like. The transcript is spliced from 4 exons. Gene Ontology annotation, cellular component: plasma membrane. Bases 950 to 1567 code for a protein of 205 amino acids. The record is from RefSeq and is a predicted model, not a curated record. Gene Ontology annotation, molecular function: ephrin receptor binding. NCBI's taxonomy places the organism in Eukaryota, Metazoa, Chordata, Actinopteri, Siluriformes, Clariidae. Gene Ontology annotation, biological process: axon guidance; osteoclast differentiation; ephrin receptor signaling pathway.
AGAGGGGGACGGGGUUUGUAUAGCCGCUGUUAAAAUGUUGUCGGUUCCACCGUGGGGCUGCCGGCCAUCUCUGUGACCGGGGGUAACCGGAGGGGCAACUUGUCGAGUGAUGCGGUCGGUUUGAGCUCGAGCUUGAGCGCGCACCCGGAUAGAGAGAGAGAGAGAGAGAGAGUGUGUGUGUGUGUGUGUGAGAGAGAGAGAGAGAGAGAGAGAGAAGGUAACUUUCUCAUGUGACGCGUUAAGCAGCGCCGGGAAGGUCCUGUGCACGCGCCGCUGUUUCUUUCACUCUCCAGCUGAACGGAUACGCGUUUUCCUGCUUUCUUUCUUUCCGAACAUGUGGAAGAGGUGCAGAAGGAGGAGGAGGAUAAAUCACUACUAGAUCGUCAUCUAUUUUUUAAUUUAUUUUUAUUUUUUAAAUUUUUUUUUGAAAGUUGGACGUGUUUUCCAGCGCGUGCUGUCUAUCGACUGUAAUGAAAGUUGAAUUCCUGCAAGUUGGGAUGGAUCUGAAACGCAGUGGACUCUACGCUCCGCGUGAAACACGACUCCACACGCGAUAUCUUUAAUAUCGCUCCAUCAUCAUCAUCACUGUUAUUGUUAUUAUUGCAUUAUAUAUAUAUACUUUUUUUCCUCACGUGAGCGGAUUAUUCUGGCCAUGCAGCACGCUGUAGGUGUGAGCUCGCGCGCUGUGACUUUGAAUGGAAACUGAUGAGAAACUGAAACAUUGUAUCCAGCGCUUUACUUUUAUCCUCUCUUUCUCUCACUCUUUUUCCUUAUUCCAAGAUUUGAUUGAAGAUUGAAGAAUGUAAUGACUGCUCUCACUGAAAGCUUUAUUCCUGCACAUAAGCUAAGCAGCAUCUGAUCCUCUCCUGAACAGAGAGAGGGAGAGAGAGAAAGCACUGAGACUCUUAUUAUUAUAGUUUUUUCUAAUAGGUUUGGAUUGUGAUUAAGCAUGAUGGACAGACACUGUAUUGUUUAUCAGAUGGAGUUGACUCUUUUGAUGAUGCUGUUUUGGGUCACAGUUUGGGCAGAUGACAGCAAGAUCAUUUCAGACAGAUAUGCUGUGUACUGGAACAGCACCAAUCCCAGAUUCGUACAUGGUGAGUACACAGUAGAGGUCGCCAUCAAUGACUACCUGGACAUCUACUGUCCGCACUACGAGACGCCAAUCCAGGCCGAGCGCAUGGAGCGCUACAUCCUCUACAUGGUUAGCUACGACAGUUAUAUCACCUGCAACCACCUCAUCAGAGGCUUCAAGCGCUGGGAGUGCAAUCGGCCCCUGAGCCCCAGCGGGCCCCUCAAAUUCUCAGAGAAGUUCCAGCUCUUUACACCCUUCUCGCUGGGCUUCGAGUUCCGCCCGGGACACGAGUACUACUACAUAUCGUCCCCACAUCCAAACCUUGCUGGAAAGCCUUGCUUGAAGCUCAGAGUCUACGUCAAGCCUACAAAUGACUCACUGUACGAGUCGCCGGAGCCGUUUCUGACAGAUGACACCAACAGCGGUCACUUCCUGUCCCCAUGUCUCUUUCUGUUGUUGCUUGAGCUCCUCGUGCUCUUCAGCUCCUCCUAGCACUCUUGAGUCUUCACAGCAGUGCACAUGCACACAUAUACAUACACACAUACAGUACACACACACUUACAGGCAUAUACAUACACACAUCCAAAUCUUAGCAUUGCUGCUUCUCCCUGAACAGGAAGAAAAGAAAAGAAAAAGAAAAGAAAAAAAAAACGCAAACCCUGCCCACUUAAAAUAUAAUCGCAUUGUCCAUUUGGUUCUGAGCAUUGUAUCUUCAUCCAAUAAUCUUCAAUCUUCUGACGAUAAAAGACUGCCAUUGAGAAAAGACUCAUUUGGGGGAAACAACAACAAUAACAACAACAAC